Messenger RNA from Penaeus indicus, 2649 nucleotides. Its product is annotated as mitochondrial enolase superfamily member 1-like. Lineage: Eukaryota; Metazoa; Arthropoda; Malacostraca; Decapoda; Penaeidae. The record is from RefSeq and is a predicted model, not a curated record. The transcript has 11 exons. Gene Ontology annotation, biological process: carbohydrate catabolic process; amino acid catabolic process. Bases 352 to 1761 code for a protein of 469 amino acids. Gene Ontology annotation, molecular function: magnesium ion binding; L-fuconate dehydratase activity.
AAAUAUUGCAGCCAUUUAACAAUGUAUCAUCUGCGGUUUAAAAACAGAUAGAUUGUUCCUAAGAAAGAGAAAGACAACUGCCGGCGGCGGCUCACCCUGGCCCACAUGGCAACACACUGAUAGUGAAAGUUGGAACCCGGGAACACAGUACACAAACACUAGUGGUUAUACGUAGGCGAAUAUUGCUUUUGGAUAUAUGAAGACUAACGUAUUUGUCAUGUGUUGAGAGAGUGCUGGAUCGGGAAGCCAGUUUCCCUAGGAGCUGAAGACACCGCAGACGAGGACAUCAGCUGAAGCGAGCGGCUCAGUCUCCCCAUCCAGCGGACGACCUCCGCCCUCUGGCGCCUCGCGAUGGCCCACGUCCACUACGACGCCUCCCGCGUGCGAGGCCUCUCCGUCAGGGACAUCAGGUUCCCAACGUCGCUAGAGGCCGACGGAUCUGAUGCCAUCCACCCAGACCCCGACUACUCGUGUGCGUACGUGAUCGUCUACACGGACACGGACAUCAAGGGCCACGGCAUCUCGUUCACCAUCGGCCGAGGAACGGAGCUCGUGGUGGCCGCAGUCAAGUCGUUGUCGCACAUAGUCGUUGGGAAGAACCUGAAGGACAUCUACGACGACUUCGCCGGCGUUUGGAGGUCACUCACCUCCGAGUCGCAGAUGAGAUGGGUCGGACCCGAGAAGGGCGUGCUGCACCUGGCCGUGGCGGGCAUCGUUAACGCUCUGUGGGACCUGUGGGCACGGCUGCAGAACAAGCCCUUAUGGAAGCUCCUUGUGGACAUGGAGCCGGAGAAGCUCGUCUCAACCAUAGACUUCAGAUACAUAGGCGAUGUGUUGACACGAGACGAGGCAGUGAACAUGCUUAAAGAGAUGGAAGCGGGGAAAGCAAAGAGAGAAGAGACUAUGCUGUCACAAGGCUACCCAGCGUACACCACGGCGGCAGGAUGGCUUGGGUACUCCCGGGAGAAGAUCGAGCGCCUGUGCCGGCAGUACAUGGCGCAGGGCUGGCGGCACUUCAAGAUCAAGGUUGGCCAGGACCUGGAGGACGACAAGCGCCGCUGCAGGAUCGUUCGAGAGCUCAUCGGCGACGACCGGACACUGAUGGUGGAUGCCAACCAGAAGUGGGACGUGGACCAAGCCAUCGCGUGGAUGCGGGAGCUGGCGCCCUUCAAGCCCAAGUGGAUCGAGGAGCCCACCAGCCCCGACGACGUCCUGGGUCACGCUGCCAUAGCUAAGGCCCUCAAGCCCUUGGGCAUCGGCGUGGCCACGGGGGAGAUGUGCCAGAACCGCGUAGUCUUCAAGCAGCUACUGCAGGCAGGCGCGCUCUCCUACUGCCAGAUCGAUGCCUGCCGGCUGGGAGGAGUGCAGGAGGUGCUGGCCGUGUACCUCAUGGCCAAGAAGUUCAACGUGCCGGUGUGCCCCCACGCGGGCGGCGUAGGCUUGUGCGAGAUGGUGCAGCACCUGCAGAUGUGGGAUUACAUCAGCGUUUCAGGCACGUCCGAAGACCGACUCAUCGAGUACGUGGACCACCUGAUGGAACACUUCAAGUUUCCGAGGAAGAUCAGGAACUGCCACUAUACAGCGCCCACUACACCUGGGUACAGCGUGGCCAUGUGGGAGAAGACCCUGGCGGAGUACGAGUACCCUUACGGCUCGGCUUGGAAGGAGCUGUUCGCCGAUGGCACGUACCAAGACCCGCGCACAGCGCCCCUACCUUGGGUUGAGCACCGAGAGCAAGACAGUUGCAUCACAGGGCGAUAGGCGCAGCUGCUGGCGGACGGACUCAGCGCCUGGACGACCGCUAUUGCCCUCGGGUUUUCAGUAGACCUGGGGCCAUUUUCUAACAUUUCCAUUUGAUAUUCCCAUAAAUGAUUAUUAUAUAUAUUUAUAUAUAUAUAUAUAUAUAUAUAUAUAUAAACAUAUACAUAUAUGUAUAUGUGUACACUCAAACACACACAUACACACAUACACACACACACACACACACACACACACACACACACACACACACACAUAUAUAUAUAUAUAUAUAUAUAUAUAUAUAUAUAUAUAUAUAUAUAUAUUUAUGUAUAUAUAUUUGCAUACACACACACAGACACACACACAUAGACACUCACACUUACUCAUGCUGACACACACGUGCACAUAUAUACAUAUAUAUAUAAAUAUAUAUAUAUAUAUAUAUAUAUAUAUAUAUAUAUAUAUAUAUAUAUAUAUAUAUAUAUAUAUAUAUACACUACUUUUGGGUUUUACAUUUCAUUAGAUAGAUUAAAGUGAUUGCUAGAGAUGAUUUGUAUAAAUAAUAUAUCGGGUUUAGUACAAUGGAUGUCUAAGUCAUUUAUAGAUAAGUGAUCAAUUGUAUAUAAAAGGAAUGUGUAGAUUGUAUUUGAUAAAAGUGCAACUACCUUGUAAUGAUAUAUAUUGUUGCUCAAAAUCAAAUUCUAUAUUUUGGUUAUGUAUUAAGGCAAUUAUAUAUAUAUAUAUAUAUAUAUAUAUAUAUAUAUAUAUAUAUAUAUAUAUAUAUAUAUAUAUAUAUAUAUAUAUAUAUAUAUAUAUAUAUAUAUAUAUUUAUAUAUACAUAAUCUUAUGCUAUGAAUGUGCUGUAAUUUCGGAUUUCUUUCUUUAAUAAAAUUUGGAAUGUGGUUGAAA